GUUGUGGUAGCUGGGCCGGACGCCAGGAUACGUGCGUUAACGUCACUAGAUGAAGGAGUCCUCGUAUAUCUAAUUGCGUGGACGACAAAAUCAGCAUCUCGCCAACUUCAGAGGAAUCAACUUCUUCCUUAUUCCUGUCUUAUUCCUGAGUACGUAAUUAAAUGUAAAUUUAAUUAAAUACAAUUAUCAGUAAAAUGUCUUACGCAAUUAAAUAAUGCUGCUCGCCGAUCAAUCGGAGGCAAUGGCCUUCCUCUUCUACGCCUUCGCCGCCCUCGCCUUCCUCCUCGCCGCCCUCGUCCACGCUGCCUUUGCCCGCCGACGCCAUGGUGGUCCUCCUCUGCCUCCCGGCCCACGCGGCCUCCCACUCCUUGGCAGCCUCCCCUUCCUCCAGUCAGACCUCCACGCGCACUUCGGCCGUCUCGCCCUCACCCACGGCCCCAUCUUCAGCCUCCGCCUCGGCGCCAAGCUCGGCGUCGUAAUCUCCUCGCCCGCCCUCGCCCGCGAAAUCCUCCGCGACCACGACGCCGCCUUCGCCAACCGCGACGUCCCCGCCUCCUCCCGCGUCGCCUACGGCGGCGACGCCAACAUCGUGUGGAACCCCAACGGCCCCAAGUGGCGGAUGCUGCGCCGCGUGACCGUCCGCGAGAUGCUCUGCCCCGCGGGGCUCGACGCCGUCUACGCGCUGCGGCGCCGGGAGAUGCGCGCGGCGGCGGCAAACAUCAGGGCGCAGGCGGGGACCCCGGUGGACGUCGGCGCGGAGAUGUUCCUGGCGACGUGGAACACGGUGACGGGAACGCUGUGGGGCGCCACGCUGGAGGGUGCCGACGUGAAGAGGAGGAGCGCGGCGGGGAAGGAGUUCCGGGAAGUGGUGGCGGAGAUCACCGAGCUACUCGGGCGGCCCGACGUGUCGGACUUCUUCCCGGCGGUGGCGUGGAUGGAUCUGCAGGGGAUCCAGCGCCGCAUGGGCGUGUUCCUGCGCCGAUUCGAUCGCAUCUUCGAAGAUAUCAUCGAGAUGAGGAGAAAGAAGGAAGGCGGCGGCGUAGGCGAAGGAAAAGACUUCUUGGAGUUCAUGCUGAGGCUGGAGAAGGAAGGCGGCGACGGGAAAACGCCCUUCACCAUGACUAACGUCAAAGCUCUGCUCUUGGACAUGGUGGUAGGCGGAACAGAGACCACAUCCAACACGGUAGAAUGGGCAAUGGCCGAGAUGCUACAUAAGCCCGAGAUCCUCCGGCGAGCCCAAGCGGAGGUGGACAUGGUGGUGGGUCCCGACGCAGUCGUCGAAGAGUCCCACAUCGGUCGUCUCCCCUACCUCGCCGCCGUCAUCAAAGAGACGCUCCGCCUGCACCCGGCCCUGCCUCUGAUGGUCCCCCACUGCCCGAGCGCCACUUGCGUCGUCGGCGGCUACUCAGUUCCCGCCGGCGCGAGAGUGUUCGUCAACGUGUGGGCCAUCCACCGGGACCCGGAGGUAUGGGAGGACCCGCUGGAGUUCCGGCCGGAGAGGUUCGCAGACGGCGGCGAGGCUGGGAAGCGGGGCUGGGAUUUCAGCGGCAACGACUUCAGGUACCUCCCGUUCGGGUCGGGGCGGAGGAUAUGCGCGGGGGUGGCGAUGGCGGAGCUUAUGGUGUCGUACAUGGUGGCGACGCUGGUGCACUCGUUCGAGUGGCGGGCGCCGGAGGGAAUAGGAAAGGAGGCGGCGGACAUGGAGGAGAAGUUUGGGAUCGUGAUGAAGAAGGCGCGGCCGCUGGUGCUGGUACCGACGCCCAGGCUUGCAAGAGAUAAUCUAUACUUGUAAAGCAUUGUAGUAAU
Molecule: messenger RNA, 1806 nt
Organism: Zingiber officinale
Lineage: Eukaryota; Viridiplantae; Streptophyta; Magnoliopsida; Zingiberales; Zingiberaceae
Product: flavonoid 3'-monooxygenase CYP75B137-like
Exons: 2
Coding region: 215-1792 (525 amino acids)
Molecular function (GO): heme binding; monooxygenase activity; iron ion binding
Source: RefSeq, a predicted model, not a curated record